Molecule: messenger RNA, 1515 nt
Organism: Symbiodinium natans
Lineage: Eukaryota; Dinophyceae; Suessiales; Symbiodiniaceae
Source: the annotation of a GenBank genome assembly
AUGACUCCCCCAGUACCUCUUCAGUUCGCUUGGUUUCUCCUUGCUCUUCUGGUGUAUGCAAGCGCCCGGAAGCAGAAGAGGGUUCUGAACUUUAUCCGGCGGGGUGGAUUUCUUGCUGAGGCUUUUUCGCAGCCUUACAUUCUCAUCUACGUCUUCCUUGCGUGGGUAUGUUUCACUACUGACUGGGUCUACAGCUUCUCUGACUUCAUGGACUUUACUUCGUACUUGUUUGAACAAGAUCGCCCUCACGCUCCCGGCUUCUGCCAGGCGAUGAGGGAGAAGAUUUGCCAUGCAGAAGCGUGCGCGGGUGGGAUCUGUGGGUCUCAGGAGCUCGAGGACUGCAUCCGCCGCUACCCAAAGCCAUGCAUGCUUUUGAGCAUCCCGCAUUGGCUCCAGACGCUUGUCUUCCUUUCGCCGCCCUGUGUAAUCUUGGCAGUGGUCAUCAGCGCUGUGCACACCUGGAGACACGCAAGGUAUGGGAGGCCAUGGUGCGAUCAGGACUUGGAGAGCUUGCAUGCACAUGCGAUAGAGGUGAUCCUCCUGCCCGCUGUGUACGGAAUCUUCUCCUUGAUUUCUGUUGCGGAUCAGGUUUCGCUGCUGGAAGGUCGGACAGAUACACGGGUUUGGAAGGCCGAUGCUCCCUGCGAUGCUGAAAUGCAGCUGCACGGCAAGCUACAAAUCUCUGACACGUGCUGGAGUGAAUUCAUCGACCGGUCUGUUCGCUGGUGUAACUUGAACUUCAUAGUGGCCGACCUGUACGAGGCCCGCGCUCUGUACUGCUUCAGUUGGGCAUGCAUGGAGUAUAUUGAUCUGCAGCGCACGAAACGGGGCCUUUUGUCAAGCUCCUGUCCGACAUGCCACUCCGCGGUUUCGAACAUGCUGCUGACGCCGUUGAAGGAGAUGACCCUGCUGGGGGUGCAGCUGUUCAACGUGACAAACCUUGCCCGGGCAAUCUUCGCGCUGGUUGCGGAGCAGCUGCGAUAUGCCUGGAUCUCUGCCUUCACAUGGCUGUCCUACAAGGCCUUGCAGCUCGGAGAUGUGGAUGCCAUGCUCACAGGCUUCAACCUCUGUGUGAGCAGCAUCGCCAUCUGGAACCUUAUCAUCUUUGAGCACUACUUAAACAACCUGCUUCAGGGCUUCAGCCCCAAGCUGAAGUUCUGGAGUGCCAAGAUCAUCGUCUCCUUAGCCUUCAUUCAGGGCCUCGCUGUGAACGUGGCGGGGAAUUUGCUGCCCUUGGACGACUACUACCAGCAGCACCAGCGUUCGCUGGUCUAUGCCGCACUCAUCUGCAUCGAGAUGCUUCCGGUUGCGCUGCUUCAGUAUGCGGCCUGGACGCCGUCCAAGAUUGAGAGCAUCAUCCGCAAAGGCUGCCCUGGGAGCGAUGCGGAGUCGAAGAAGCUGGAGUUCUCCAUCGCAAGUGGACAGCAGCGAAUGCAGAUCACCAUCGAGCAGGCCACAGACCAGGGCGUUGACUUCUGGCACAGCGCGUCGGUGACGAUGCUGAGCAGCGCUUAG